UGCUUCUUACAGUGCAUUUAUAUGUCGCUGAAGAAGACCGUACAGCUAACUUCGUUGAUCACAUAAGUAUGUUACCGCCUUGUUGCAAAGUUAAUAUCAAAGUAGCAGAUAUUUAAAUGUUAUUUUUUGCUUGUUGAACAUAGACGCCUCAGGUUUAAUAGACAUCGUUUAAAACACAUUUCGCUGACUGACGACACCAGGAAGUAGACGGCCCCUUGCUGACGACACCAGAAAGUAGACGGUCCCUUGCUGACGACACCAGGAAGUAGACGGCUCCCUUUGCCGCCGACUCUCGCUACUUCCGGUGUAGUUCUCGGGGGCUUGAUGUUGAAAAAGCUCCCCGCUGCUCUGCUCUGCUUUCCCCGUCGCCUGCUCUCCGUCAGCCGCCUUCUCGGCAGCAUGGAGCCGGCGGUGGUGAGGUGCGUCGCCGGGGAGCCCAGGCUGACCAUCUCGUUCAGCAUGGCGGGCAGCCAGAAGCACAUGCAGCGGGAGCAGGACGAGCCUCUGGGCAAGGUCCUGUCCCGCAUCGCCUGCAACCUCGCCAAGGGCCAGAGCCAGGCCAAGAAGACCAAGAGGAAGGAGCGGCAGCAGCCCUCCGAAAGCCCGGAGCUCGCCGUGGUCAAGCUGCUGGUGGACGGCGGCGAGGUGGAGGACACGGUGGUCAACUCGGAGGCGUGGAGGGACGGAGCCGUGCUGCGGGUGGGGGACGUGGAGUACUUGGUCAGCAGGAACUCUCCCGCCUUCACCACCGCCGAGCUGCCCGUCUCCCUCUUGGCUGGAUUCCCCGUGUGUCCCAAGCUGGAAGUGGAGUUCGGAGACCUGCAAGACUGCGAGUUCCUAUGGUUCAAAGAACAAGUCCCAAAUAUAAGUGCUCAAACCUCUGGCGACGCAGCCGUUGAAGACAUGGCCUGGACAGAAGUAGGACGUGCCAGAGUCUACGUCCCCACCAAUCGGGACAUCGGCUGCAGGCUCAAACUCUGCUGCACGGCCAAAGAUGGACGCCGCAGAGGGCAGCUCAAAGAACUGGUCUCGGCCAGUGCCAUCGAGGCCGGACCGGGCGUGUGCACGUUCGACACCCGACACGCGUACACGGCCAAGCAGGUGGACUGGCCGUCUGUGAGGGUGGUGUCCUACAACAUCCUGGCCGACAUCUACGCCCAGACAGAGCUGUCCAAGACUGUGCUGUACCCCUACUGCGCCCCCUACGCCAUGCAGCUGGACUACAGGCAGAACCUGAUCAAAAAGGAGCUGGCAGGAUACCACGCUGACAUCGUGUGUCUGCAGGAGGUUGACAAAGGUGUGUUUUUGGACAGUCUGACCCCGGCCCUCGAUGCCUUCGGCCUGGAUGGCGUUUUUAGGGUUAAAGAGAAGCAACAUGAAGGACUGGCGACUUUCUAUCGCAGGACAAAAUUGAAGCUGCUGAGUCGCCAUGACAUCAUGUUGAGUGAGGCGCUGACCUCUGACCCCAUCCACGGCGAGCUGCUGGAGAAGGUCUCCGCUAACAACUCCCUGAAAGACAAGAUGGUCAAGAGGUCCACUACCUUACAGGUCAGCAUACUGGAGGACCUCAGCCAAGCCGGCAGGAAGGUGUGUGUGGCCAACACACACCUGUACUGGCACCCUCAAGGGGGGAACGUUCGCUUGGUGCAAAUGGGCGUGGCCAUGCGACACCUGAGUCAUGUGAUGGAGGAGGUCGCGCCAGGAGCCCCGUUGGUGUUUUGUGGCGACUUCAAUUCCUCUCCGACCUCAGGUGUGCUCCAGCUCGUCACAGAGGCCACGGUUCCCCAGCAGCACGAGGACUGGAGCAGCUCGGGUCCGGAGGAGUCGUGCCCGAUGGAGCUGCCCUCCACGCUCCCCCCCUUGCUGAGCGCCUGCGGCCCGCUGGCCUACACCAACUACGUGGGCGGCUUCCAAGGCUGCCUGGACUACAUCUUCAUCCAGCCGGAGAGGAUGCAGGUGGAGCAGGUGAUCCCUCUGCCCAGCCACGAGGAGGUGACCACUCACACGGCUCUGCCCAGCGUGGCGCACCCGUCUGACCACAUCGCGCUGGUCUGCGACCUGCGCUGGAACCCCUGACCUGUGAGCGCCCGGGUCAAACGCGUCCAAGAAAUGGACCCAAGUCACAUUUGAGCAACUAAAUUAUCUCAUUUAAAGAGCUUCAAUGUCUGAAGUUGUUAUUUAAAGUUCUUUUAAUCACUGAUAUUCAGUGUUUAUUUAUAGAUUAGACUCAAUUCUCAACGAAAUAGAUGGCAACUUAUCAUUAGUUUGUUUCGACAUUAACCAAGCGUUACUCACUGGUCCCUUUAUUUGAAAUAAAUGUCCCUAAGUACCACUUUUAAGUCUGCACACUUUUUUUUGUUUACAAACUGUUGGACUAAACAAUUGUAAUAGAGUAACAGUCUUGUCAAUGUGGUUACAGGCUGCCGGGCUUCUGGAAACAUUCGCUGCCCAACACCACGACUUUAUUCUCAUGACAUUCCAAAUUCAUUCUUAUCGUACAAUUGGGGCGGCGUGGCUCGGUGGGUAGAUCGGCCGUGGUAGCAUCUUGAGGGCUCCAGGUUCGAUAUCCGCUUCCGCCAUCCUAGUCACUGCCGUUGUGUCCUUGAGCCAGACACUUCACCCACCUGCUCCCAGUGCCACCCACACUGCCUUCAUACUUGCCAACCCUCCCGGAUUUCUCCCGAUUUCCAGCCGGACUUAAGGCACGCCCCCUCCAGGUCCGUGCGGACCUGAGUGAGGACAGCCUGUCGUCACGUCCGCUUGGCCAACCAAAAAGUAAC
Entelurus aequoreus (snake pipefish) is the source of this 2780-nucleotide messenger RNA. RefSeq names its product 2',5'-phosphodiesterase 12-like. Gene Ontology annotation, cellular component: mitochondrion. NCBI's taxonomy places the organism in Eukaryota, Metazoa, Chordata, Actinopteri, Syngnathiformes, Syngnathidae. The record is from RefSeq and is a predicted model, not a curated record. The transcript has 7 exons. Gene Ontology annotation, molecular function: 3'-5'-RNA exonuclease activity. The coding region runs from base 325 to 2076 and encodes 583 amino acids. Gene Ontology annotation, biological process: nuclear-transcribed mRNA catabolic process, deadenylation-dependent decay.